UCCAGCAGCGGCCGCUGAGCGUCAGAGCGCUGAUCCUCCUCUGAAGGCGUGCGGCGCGCUGUCACACAUUCAGUCAACGCUGCUCGUGUUUUGUUUUUUUUUUUGUUUUUUUCUCUGUCCAACUCCCAGCAGGAUAAAACGCUGUGCAGCUCAGACCCAACAUGGGUUAGAAAGACAGCCAGCUAUGGAUUAUCCACUCUGUGCACUUCAGCGAGGAUGAUGGGGGGAAGAAUAUGGACUUGUUUUCGCAGAAACAUCCUGACAAAGACGGGGACUGAGAGGGAAUAGAGAUCUGGAUCCGCUGCCUUUUUCUGUCUCGCUUUGCAUCCUUCUUCUUCUCGUGUUUCGUUUUUUAUGUUUUUUUUUUUUUUUUUUUUUUAAUAUUAUUAUCAUCAUUUCCCCGCGUGUGUGCGAGACAGAGAGAUGUUUGCAGAGUUGCUGUGCGGCGCCGUGGCUUUGGUCCUGUAUGUCAACACUCUGGGCGCCGAUUUCUGCUACGAUGACAGCCGUGCAAUCAAGACCAAUCAGGACCUGCUCCCAGAAACCCCCUGGACAAAUAUCUUCUAUGAUGACUUCUGGGGCACCUUACUCACACACAGUGGCAGCCAUAAGUCUUACCGGCCCCUCUGCACCCUCUCCUUCCGCCUCAACCAUGCUGUGGGUGGGCUGGAGCCCUGGGGUUACCACCUGGUUAACGUUGCCUUCCAUGGGGCUGUGACAGGCCUCUUUACCUCGCUGGCUCGCCUGCUGCUUGGAGGAGGCCUGUGGAGCCUGUUGGCCGGCCUGCUCUUUGCCUCUCAUCCCAUCCACACUGAAGCGGUGGCGGGCAUUGUGGGCCGGGCAGAUGAAGGGGCUGCCCUGUUCUUCUUGCUGUCCCUGCUGUGCUACAUACGUCACUGUAAACUGCGAGGGCACGCUGGGCCCUGGCGGCUCGUGGCAUGGUUCCUGGGCAGCCUGGGCUGCGCUGCUUGCAGCAUGCUGUGGAAGGAGCUUGGAGUGACCGUCCUGGCUGUAUCGGCACUGUACGACGUCUGCGUUUUCCACAGGCUUAAGUUGCGACAGGUCAUCAUGCUCCUCUAUAAGAGAAAUAACGUCCACCUGCUGCUGAAUGUGUUUUUGCUGGCAGCCUGGGGAGCCGUCCUGUUGGCCUGCCGCUUCUACUGGAUGGGCAACAAACCCCCCAACUUCUCCAACUCUGACAACCCAGCAGCCGACUCCCACUCACUGCUCACCAGGACUUUAACCUUUUUCUACCUGCCUGCCAUCAACUUUUGGCUUUUCCUCUGCCCGCACACACUCAGUUUUGACUGGUCAAUGGAUGCCCUGCCUUUGAUCAGAAGCCUUGCUGAUUGGAGAAACUUUCAUACAGCAGCCUUCUACCUUGGAUUGCUGUUGCUGGCUUGGUUCAGCCUGUGGACACACCAGACAGCCAAGGGCAAGGAAACCAAUGGUAAAGCGUAUCAUUAUACCAAUGGCAGGAAUGGGAACAGUAAUGGACACAGUUAUCAAUAUCACGAACAUGAACAAAUGAACAACUCCCACACAAACACUCACAUUAACAGUGCACAAAAUGGUACCAAAAAGCACUAUGAGAGCAGGAUUCCCCUGCCCACCUCUGAAAAUGUUGUGGUGUUCUCUCUAGGCCUGUUAGCUAUCCCUUUCCUCCCUGCCACAAACCUGUUUUUCUAUGUGGGGUUUGUGAUAGCAGAAAGAGUACUGUACAUCCCCAGCAUGGGCUUUUGCCUGCUGGUGGCAGUGGGGAUGAGGUCCCUGUACGUCCGACUGCGACGUAGGUCCUCCAGGACGAUGCUGGUGUACUGCAGCGCAGCCCUGGUUCUUCUUUUUGGUGUCAAAACUGUUUUGAGGAACCGGGACUGGGAAAAUGAGGAGAUGCUCUACAAGUCAGGGAUUUAUGUCAAUCCUGCUAAAGCAUGGGGCAACCUUGGAAAUGUCCUAAAGAGCCAGGGGAAGAUGGAGGAGGCUGAACAGGCGUACAGAAAUGCCCUCUAUUACCGCAGCAACAUGGCUGACAUGCUGUAUAACCUCGGUUUGCUGCUACAAGAGAGCAACAAGUUCUCAGAGGCGCUCCACUACUAUAAGCUGGCCAUUGGGAGUCGGCCAACUCUGGCUUCGGCCUACUUGAACACAGGCAUCAUCCUGAUGAAUCAGGGUCGCCUAGAUGAGUCCAAGCGAACCUUCCUAACCUGCGCUGACAUCCCAGAUGAGAACCUGAAGGACCCCCACGCCCACAAGAGCUCCGUCACCAGCUGCCUGUACAACCUGGGCAAGCAGCUCCAUGAGCAGGGACACCAGGAGGAGGCCCUUUCCGUGUUUAAAGAAGCAAUACAGAAAAUGCCAAGACAAUUUGCACCACAGAGUCUCUACAACAUGAUGGGAGAGGCCUACAUGAGACUAAACAAGCUGACUGAAGCUGAACACUGGUACCAAGAGUCCCUGCGAGCCAAGCCGGACCACAUUCCUGCACACCUCACCUACGGCAAACUCCUGGCUAUGACGGGUCAGAAAACAGAAGCAGAGAGGUACUUCCUGAAGGCCAUCCAACUCGAUCCCACUAAAGGCAACUGUUACAUGCAUUAUGGUCAGUUUUUGUUGGAAGAGUCACGGCUGCUGGAAGCGGCAGAGAUGGCAGAGAAAGCCGCACGCCUGGACAGCGGGGAGUUUGAUGUGGUCUUCAGCGCAGCCCACAUGCUCAGACAAGCCAGCCUAAAUGAGGCAGCUGAGAAGUAUUACGGACAAGCAGCAAGCCUGAGACCCAAUUAUCCUGCAGCCUUGAUGAACCUUGGGGCAAUCCUCCACCUCAAUGGGAAACUGCAAGAAGCUGAAGCCAAUUACCUCCGAGCGCUGCAACUGAAACCGGAUGACACCAUCACCCAGUCCAACUUGCGUAAGCUCUGGAACAUCAUGGAGAAACAGGGCCUGAGGACCAUGAGCCCCUGAUCUCACCCUGCCCGCCUACCUGCCAUCUGUACACCAGACUUGGGGGGGAAAAGGACGGUCCAAAAGUUCCUCAUUCACUCUUCUUAUCCAGGAGAGAUGGAAGAGACUCAGGGAGGAUGUUUGCUCAGAGAGGCCAUGACUGCGCCGCACAGCCCUCCUAAUGACUCCUGAGCUCUGCAUACACCUCAGGCCAGCAGCUUUCCUCAGAAGCAUUGCUCACAGUUUGGCAGGCGCUACAUGGUAUUUGAACUCUUUAGAACUUUCUUAAAAACUAGAGAUCUCACAGGAACCAUGUUUUUUUUUGUUGUUGUUUUUCUUUCUUUUUGAACUAGAGCACUUGAACUUAAAGUGAGACAAUAGGUACAUCCUUCAACAUGUGUGAUGAAUUAGGUUUUUUUAAAUAAGCAAUUGUAGUUCAAAAGAGUGAAUUUUGUCCCAGAGCAGUGCAAGAUAAAGUAAAAUAUACAAGAGAUAAAAGAAUCUCAGAACACCGCACUGAGGGUUUUCCAUCACCGUUUAAUAAAGUUUUUGGUUUGAUCAGAUGUCCCAUCUUGAUAAUAAAGAAAAUAAGGUAAUAUGAAGAAUCGGAAACCAUCCAAAAUCUCAAAAUUAAUCAUGUAAUUCUCCAGUGUCUUUUGCUUAUGAGAUUACACACUUCAUAAUGCAGAGAUGAAAAAAAAUAUCAGUAUUAUUGCAAGCCAUUUGUAGCAGACCCUGACAUUUAGUGCAAACUUGAAAAGGGAAUUGAAUUUGUUAGCCAUUACAGCACAACGAUUGCCUCUAAAAGCUCCACGAAGAGUGUAUAUUACCAAAUACACUAUGUUUUGGCAAGAAAAUUCAAAAAGAAAGGAAAAGGAAAUAGGACUCUUUUUAUGUUCAAUAUUAUAAUGCCUUAUAAUAAAAAGGUGUGAAUCUUCUUUAUCAGUAUAGCAUACAGGUGGCAUUGUAACACUAGUUCUUGUUCAGCACUGGUAAAGAAGCCAAGUCACCAUGGAAACUUAUCUGUCGCCAACAGUCAGAAGCUAUAAAUGGAAAUAUUAAGCUACCUUCCCAUGGAAGUCGUAGACAACAAAGAGGCAGGCACGGUAGUUUUGGGUACACCGUUUUCCCACAUGCCUGAAGCUUUUAUAGUGGAGUGUGCAGAGCUGAAAUAUAUGAAAGGAGUCCUUCUAACCAAAUACAAAAGCUAUGCUGAUGCACACCUUUUCAUCACAUAACAGUGCACAGACAUAGCAAAUCUGAGGGAAAUGUUUUAAUGCCUAUCUUUGUGUUUGGAAUAAAACUAAUUUCAUGUGUUUGUAUAAAUGAAUCCUAAUAUAUACCUACAUUGUGUAUAGUAUACAGAAAGUCAUGCAGCAAAAAAGUAGCCAGACUUAAAGUGGAAACUCAAGUUUCUGGGCAAGUUUGGUUUGUUACAUGAAGUAUUUCCCAUAUUGUCAAAACUCUGUUCUUGGUGUUAAGGUUUCAUUUUGUAUAUAUUUUGUGUUAUUAACAUCUAUUUGUUUGUUGUUGUCAGCGUACAUGAAGUGAAACAGCACCUUCUCAGAAAGAUGUACAGUAUUUGUAAUGGAGUAAAAGAGUCUCCCAUCAUUUGUUUGUUAUUGGCUACAAUCCUCCUGAACUAUCUGUGUCCUUAGUCUAUUACAUUGUAAGUUAUUGCUUUGUGUUACCUUAGCAACAGAACCAGCUGGUACUGUGUUUUACAUGUAAAAUGAAGAAAGUUAGCAGAUAUGAUGUCCAUGUCUGUGGUCAAAAGUCCCCAAAUAGAGUUGAGUACAGUAAUGUGGCCCAUUAUUACAGCAAAACACCUAAAAAGGAGGGUAAAAUUUUGAGUAUAUGUGUCAUCUGUUGCAGUCAUGAUGGUGUAUGUAUUGUCCUGUUUUUGACUGUGAUAGUCACCAGUGAAGUAAGAUGUUGAGUAGGAUAAUCACAGUUCACAUUCAUUCCUGCCCUACACCUAACACACCCCACAUGUGCUAAUUCCUUCUGUAUAUAUAAAGUGUUUAUGAAAAAAAAAACACUGAUAAUUGCUUGAGUGAAGAUGUUUUUUCAACAAAAAAAGCGCUUCACUCUGUGUCUCUGCUCAGGGAUCUCAAGCAGUGGGUUAUUGCAGAAACGUGUUCACAGAGCGUUUACUAAAUUAAAGAUUUAUUUUUUGAAAGUUGUUGUAUUUGUAUAAAUUAUCGAGAUUUGUAGCCUUUUCUC
Thunnus maccoyii (southern bluefin tuna) is the source of this 5163-nucleotide messenger RNA. It is a transcript of the gene tmtc2b, whose product is annotated as transmembrane O-mannosyltransferase targeting cadherins 2b. Gene Ontology annotation, cellular component: endoplasmic reticulum membrane. Bases 424 to 2958 code for a protein of 844 amino acids. Lineage: Eukaryota; Metazoa; Chordata; Actinopteri; Scombriformes; Scombridae. The record is from RefSeq and is a predicted model, not a curated record. Gene Ontology annotation, molecular function: mannosyltransferase activity; protein binding. Gene Ontology annotation, biological process: protein O-linked glycosylation via mannose. The transcript is spliced from 12 exons.